CCCACCUCUACGACUAUCUAGCAAGAAGCACCUCAAAUCUGACACAAAUUUUACACAAAAAAAAAGCAGCCGGUUUAGAGAGAGAAAGCUGAGCUACUCUAGAGAGAGAAAAUGGCAGCAACCGCAGCAGUUACAAUGGCCGUGCCAUUGACCAAUGCAACCCAAAAGAGGAUCCAAUCCUCCGCCGAGAGCUUCUUCAAGCCACUGCCACUGAGGCCCUCAAAGGCAUUGGCACCCGCCGCGUCAAAAUCGAGCGGGAGGCUCCAAGUCAGGGCUUCCUUGAAGGAGAAGGCGGUGACCGGAAUCACGGCGGCCGCGCUCACCGCCUCAAUGGUGAUCCCGGAAGUGGCAGAAGCGGCCUCGGGAGUUUCUCCUUCUCUCAAGAACUUCUUGCUCAGCAUUGCGGCCGGCGGCGUUGUAGUUGUUGUGAUCGUUGGUGCUGUGGUUGGCGUGGCCAAUUUCGACCCUGUUAAGAGAGGCUGAGGAUAUGAAGCAUUCACAAAUCUAUCUUAUUGUAUAUGUCAAGAAAUUUUCUGUCUGUUUUCCAUCUGUGUAAGAAGUGACUCUUAUUCAACUAGUAAUUUGACAGAAAACUGUGAA
Molecule: messenger RNA, 600 nt
Organism: Pyrus x bretschneideri (Chinese white pear)
Lineage: Eukaryota; Viridiplantae; Streptophyta; Magnoliopsida; Rosales; Rosaceae
Exons: 1
Coding region: 112-483 (123 amino acids)
Biological process (GO): photosynthesis
Cellular component (GO): photosystem II; membrane
Source: RefSeq, a predicted model, not a curated record